Messenger RNA from Heterobilharzia americana, 666 nucleotides. Lineage: Eukaryota; Metazoa; Platyhelminthes; Trematoda; Strigeidida; Schistosomatidae. The record is from the annotation of a GenBank genome assembly.
CUCAAGUUACCUCACUUCACAGUAGUAAACAAAAAACAGGUGAACAGAGAAAGUAUGAUAUCAGAGUAGAUAAAGUUGUGUAAGAGAAUAAACAAUCUGAAGAUAACGGUUAGUGUGAAUAUUGAAACUUUAGAAAAUGUUAAGGAGUGAAUACAUCUGCGCCACUUCAACCGAUUUUCACUAAGAAUUCUCAACCACUGAUUGUGAUGAACGCAUGGGUGAGUCCAGUCAGGCAGAGACAGUCUACAUCUCCCAACAGCUAGGAAUUUCAUCGACUGGUUCCACAUCUUUACCUGGCCACCUUGAAUUCUCUCCCAAUCUAAUCCAACUUCUGUUGGCAGUGUCUCGGCAUGUGCAACACAUGUGGAAGUCACGUCAGUCGAUGAAGGUUCACAACCUCAUCAAUCGACUUGCCUAUCUUGCUGAUUAUCGUUCACCUGACCUCAGCAUUGCUCACAGUGUGAUUUCACCAAACGCGAGCACUCCUACGAAGAUAGGUAUGAGGAAUCAUCAGUAAUCGCUUCAUGUCUUCUACUUUUAACACCCAUGUUUAACAACCAUACAACAGGACAGGAUGAACUACAGCGUGCGGUAUACUUGUAGUUUGAUAGACAGCUGGGUAUCUUGCCGGCACCAUAGAUGAAGUUGGCAAGUGUGAAGUGUGUC